Marmota monax (woodchuck) is the source of this 1576-nucleotide messenger RNA. RefSeq names its product cytochrome c oxidase assembly factor 7. Bases 46 to 741 code for a protein of 231 amino acids. Gene Ontology annotation, molecular function: protein binding. The record is from RefSeq and is a predicted model, not a curated record. The transcript is spliced from 3 exons. Lineage: Eukaryota; Metazoa; Chordata; Mammalia; Rodentia; Sciuridae. Gene Ontology annotation, cellular component: mitochondrial intermembrane space.
CGUAGGUGGAGCGCCGGGCCAAAGCGGGUUGGAGGAGCUGCAGUCAUGGCGGGGCUGGUGGACUUCCAAGACGCGGAGCAGGUAAAGUCAUUUUUGGAGAACAUGGAGGUGGAGUGCAACUACCAGUGCUACCACGAGAAGGACCCGGAAGGUUGCUAUCGGCUGGUGGACUAUUUAGAAGGGAUCCAGAAGAAUUUUUAUGAGGCUGCAAAGGUGUUGAAGUUCAACUGUGAAGAGAACAAGCACAGUGAUAGCUGCUACAAACUGGGGGCCUACUAUGUGACUGGAAAAGGUGGAUUAGCUCAGGACCUGAAAGCUGCCUCGAGCUGCUUUUUGAUGGCAUGUGAGAAGCCUGGAAAGAAGUCUGUGGAAGCAUGUCACAAUGUCGGUCUCCUGGCACAUGAUGGCCAGGUCAAUGAAGAUGGCCAGCCCGACCUGGGGAAGGCCAGGGACUACUACACAAGGGCCUGUGAUGGCAACUAUGCCUCCAGUUGCUUCAACCUUAGUGCCAUGUUUCUGCAGGGUGCCCCUGGCGUUCCCAAGGAUAUGGGCCUGGCAUGUGAAUACUCAAUGAAAGCCUGUGACCUGGGCCAUGUUUGGGCCUGUGCCAAUGCUAGCCGCAUGUAUAAAAUGGGGGAUGGUGUUGAUAAGGAUGAGGCCAAGGCAGAGAUGCUAAAAAAUCGGGCCCAACAGCUGCACAAAGAGCAGCAGAAAAGUGUACAGCCCUUAACAUUUGGGUAAUGUGGCCAAUGUUAAGGGCUGUACAAGCAUCAAGCAGCUUGAGGCUGGCACCUUCUAUUUCUGAGACCUGAUGCAGCCCUUAAAGGUCAACCUGCUGGAGCAGGAGAACUUGGGACUUAAUAUCAGUAGCUCUGGUUACAUAAAUCCAUUUGCUCCUGAGUGUCACCUACUGGGAUGUGGCCUGCAGUGAGUGUGUUCUGUCAGUUAUCUUUUAUGUGGCUGUGUUCUGUGAACACUCCCACAUUUAUGGGGUCUUUUCAAACUUUUGGAGCUCUGUGAAAAAUAGGAGCCAACUAGAGAGCCAUAAAGAUUUGUGUGAGGGAUUGGAGGGCAGAAUACCAGGAAGUCAAAAAUCAGCAGCCAGAGGGCCUGAAGGAAUCAGCUGCUAUCAUCAUCAUCCUCCUCAUCAUGCUCAUUUUAGUUGGGGGGGGGGCUUGAAAAUCAGAGUGUCUUGAUUUACAUAAUAGAGGUCUUAAGGAGCUAAGAAAAGUUAAACAGUCACGACUGCCACCCUCUGACUUAUGUAAUCGUUGGUGUGGGCUUUUUGCUUUCAGAUUCAGAUCUUUCAAGAAGUUAAUAUAGAUUAGGAAAGCCUUGCAGCAUGAAGGUUAAAGGCUCAUGUUUUUAAUGAUGAAACGGAAGCCCGCCUUCCCCUAGAAGAAACAUUCACAGUUAAAACCUCCCUGGACACUCACCUCAUGGAGAUUAUGCUGAAGACAUUCCCAGAGCAAUUCCAGCUAGUAAUUCGCAAACAAAGACUUUGUGACAUAUUUUGCCUACUGAUACUGAGCCUUUUUCACUGUUCCUGUGAAUAAACUAUUUUGAUUGAUUUGUA